GUAAACCAUACUCUAUUUCAUAUAGGAAUUUUCACGAUUGAAUUAAAAGAUGAUUUAUCUAGCCCUAACUUUGUUAUUGUUGAAUUCAUCCUCGAUGACUUCGGGUUUUCUAUGGAGUGAUAGUGAUUGCGAAGAUUACUGUUCGGACGAAGAUGGUUUAGACUGGUUUACACAAACAAUGUGCGACUGGUUUUGCUGUGACGUUGAAGAAACAACAAUCACAACUGAAGCCUCAACGACUGCUGCUACUACUACUGAGGGUGGUACGACUGCUGCUUCUACUACUGGGGCUAGUACUACUGCCGCUACUGCUACUGAGGCUAGUACUACUGCCGCUACUGCUACUGAGGCUAGUAUCACUGCUACUACUUCUGCCGAGGGUAGUACCACUGCUGGUAGUGCUACUGAGGGUAGUACAACUGCACCUGCUACUGAGGCUAGUACUACUGCUUAGCUAAAAUAAUAUUCUAGCAUGAAACAUUUAAUAUCAUGUGAAUGUAGAUGUAUUAAAUUUUUUGUGAGUACGGCAUGUUUGAUGAGGCAUCAAUGCUUCGUUUAUUAAUUAUUACUAGCUGUACUAUUCGAAAUAAUUUCAGUCACUUCCAUACUUUUCCUUUGUUCGCUGCAUUCCCUUGUUUUUUUUCAAUAUUCUGUUACAAUCAAGCUUGAACAUUUAAUAUCAUUUCACAUCUGAUAAUGUUAAAGUUCAAUAAAACCGUUAAAGAAAGAUA
Harmonia axyridis is the source of this 731-nucleotide messenger RNA. RefSeq names its product CUB domain-containing protein. The transcript is spliced from 2 exons. NCBI's taxonomy places the organism in Eukaryota, Metazoa, Arthropoda, Insecta, Coleoptera, Coccinellidae. The record is from RefSeq and is a predicted model, not a curated record. The coding region runs from base 50 to 454 and encodes 134 amino acids.